Malassezia globosa CBS 7966 is the source of this 1857-nucleotide messenger RNA. RefSeq lists its product as uncharacterized. Lineage: Eukaryota; Fungi; Basidiomycota; Malasseziomycetes; Malasseziales; Malasseziaceae. Bases 1 to 1857 code for a protein of 618 amino acids. Gene Ontology annotation, molecular function: ATP hydrolysis activity; proton-transporting ATPase activity, rotational mechanism; ATP binding. Gene Ontology annotation, cellular component: fungal-type vacuole membrane; proton-transporting V-type ATPase, V1 domain. The transcript has 2 exons. Gene Ontology annotation, biological process: ATP metabolic process; proton transmembrane transport. The record is from RefSeq and is a predicted model, not a curated record.
AUGGCGGGAGCAAUGAGCAAUGCAAAGCGCGAUAUGCGCAAGAUCCGCGAUGAGGACCGCGAGAGCCAGUAUGGCAGUGUGUUUGGUGUAUCGGGUCCUGUCGUGAUUGCCGAGAACAUGAUUGGAUCCAGCAUGUACGAGCUUGUGCGUGUUGGACAUGAAGAGCUGGUGGGUGAAAUCAUUCGUAUCGAGAACGACAAAGCGACCAUCCAGGUGUAUGAAGAAACAAGUGGUGUCUGUGUUGGCGAUCCUGUGCUGCGGUCCGGCAAACCCCUGAGCGUUGAGCUGGGCCCCGGUCUGAUGGAGAACAUUUACGAUGGUAUUCAGCGGCCUCUGCAGGGCAUCCGAGAAAAGAGCCAGAGCAUCUAUAUUCCGCGCGGCAUUGAUGCACCUGCGCUUGACCGAACGAAGCAAUGGGAAUUCACACCUGGCAAGUUCAAGAAGGGUGACCACGUUAGCGGUGGUGAUGUGUUUGGUUCUGUGCAUGAAAACUCACUUGUGACGGAGCAUCGACUCAUGCUCCCGCCGCGUGCUCGCGGCACCAUCACGUAUAUUGCCGAAAAGGGCACAUACACAGUCGACGAUAUUGUCCUUGAAACCGAAUUCCAGGGCGAGAAACAGGAGCACAAGAUGAUGCACUCAUGGCCAGUGCGUGCGCCGCGCCCUGUCACAGAGAAGCUCGUCGCUGACACACCUCUGCUGACCGGCCAACGUAUAUUGGACUCGCUAUUCCCCUGUAUCCAGGGAGGCACCACGGCUAUUCCAGGCGCAUUUGGAUGUGGUAAGACAGUGAUUUCUCAGGCCCUGUCGAAGUUCUCCAACUCGGAUAUUAUUAUGUAUGUCGGCUGUGGCGAGCGAGGCAAUGAAAUGGCCGAAGUGCUGGAGGAGUUCCCAGAACUUACGCUCAUGCGGGAUGGCAAGGAGCAACCGAUUAUGCGCCGAACGACGCUCGUUGCCAAUACAUCGAACAUGCCUGUCGCUGCGCGUGAGGCGUCGAUUUACACUGGCAUCACGCUGUCGGAAUACUUCCGUGACCAGGGCACGAACGUGGCCAUGAUGGCCGACUCGACGUCUCGAUGGGCCGAGGCACUACGUGAGAUCAGUGGUCGUUUGGCUGAGAUGCCAGCUGACUCUGGCUACCCGGCGUACCUGGGUGGCCGUCUCGCAAGCUUCUAUGAACGAGCUGGCAAAGUCGUGGCGCUCGGUUCACCAGAGCGUGUGGGCUCGGUGAGUAUUGUGGGUGCUGUGUCGCCACCAGGAGGUGACUUUUCCGACCCUGUCACGACAGCGACGCUGGGUAUUGUCGGUGCUUUCUGGGGUCUUGAUAAGAAACUCGCGCAGCGUAAACACUUCCCAUCCGUCAACUGGGAUGUCUCGUACUCGAAGUACUCCCAAAUGCUGGAGCCGUAUUAUGAGAAGAAUGCACCGGGCUUCUCGUCCUUGCGUAUGUCGGCCCGUGAGCUCCUACAGAAAGACUCGGACCUUGCCGAAAUUGUGCAACUUGUUGGUAAGAGCUCACUUGGUGAGAAUGACAAGGUUACACUGGAGGUCGCUCGCAUUAUCAAAGAUGACUACCUUCAGCAGAAUGGUAUUUCCGAAUACGACUGCUAUUGUCCCUUCUACAAGACGUCUGCGAUGCUAAAGAACAUGGUGCAGUACCAUGAGAAGGCACAGGCAGCCAUCAACAACAACCCCGAGAUCACAUGGGCCCGUAUUCGUGAGCACACGUCGGACAUUCUGUACCGCCUUACGCAGCAGAAAUUCGAAGACCCGAAGGAGGGCGAGGAGACGAUGCUGAAGAAGUUUGAGCAGCUAGCGUCGGACAUGACGGAAAGCUUCCGCAGUCUGGCGGACUAG